AUGAGCUACAGUGCCGGAACACUAGAUUUUAUUAUCCAUGAUAUUUCAUAUUUCAUUUCAUCAUCAGUGGAAGCGGGUUCGUUCAGCUUCUCGAAGUCCUAUGCUAAUCAUAUGGUACUGCAACAAGCACCCAAGAAGGCCACCAUAUGGGGGUUUGCAUCACAUGUGGGGGAAACAGUGACGGUCCAGAUAUCUGGGAAGGGAUCGGUGACAACGACAACAAGACACGGAGAUAACGGUGCUGUUGUAUGGUAUGCGCAGCUUCCGCCAGUCAGCGCCGGUGGACCAUACACCAUCACAGCUACAUCCAGGGAAGGGAAGCUAACUCUGUCCGAUGUCCUUUUUGGUGACGUGUGGGUGUGUUCUGGACAGAGCAAUAUGGGAUUCACCAUGAGCAUGGCUUUCAAUGCAACUGCUGAAAUCAACGACGCUGACAAUUAUCCCCACAUCCGUCUGAUGACAGUAUUACAUCAUACAUCUCUUAAACCAGAAACUGACUUUCAUGGAUUGUUCCAAAGCUGGUCUAUUGCUUCUCGGCAUUCGGUGGGAGGCACGGACUGGGUACAUUUCUCCGCGCUGUGUUGGCUCUAUGGGAAGCAUCUCUACAAAACUUUGAAGUACCCCAUUGGACUGAUCGCAACAGCAGACGGAGGGACUAUGGAUGAAGCAUGGUCGUCUCCAGACGCCCUGUCCAAAUGCUUGGCUCCGUUCCGACACUGGAAUGUCAAUUCUGGAUGGGCCAUUUUGAGGUGGCACCAGACCGCUGACUAUGGCUAUGUCCCUAACGAUAGGAUGAAGAACACCUUCAUGGCGGUGGCCAUGGACCUGCCUGAUUACAAUUCACCACAUGGAAACAUCCAUCCCAGAGAUAAGGCAGACAUCGCACAGAGACUGUACAUCGAGGCCAUGAUUGUCGCUUACAAGAGGACGGACAUGCUAAACCAACGAGGACCAUUCCCUACUGGGUUUACAGAAGUGGUGAAUAAGAAGACUGUACAGAUUUCAUAUGCUAACACAAGGACAACCAUCGAGAAGAGAAAUGAUAAUGGAUUUGAGGUUCGUCAAUGUCGCAUUGUAAGAGUGAUCUUACGUGUGUUGUGUCCCGAGGAGGGACAUCACAGAUACCCGCAAGUUCUGUCCAAUGACCUACCCUUCUAA
This is a messenger RNA of Haliotis rubra (blacklip abalone), 1158 nucleotides long. RefSeq names its product sialate O-acetylesterase-like. Bases 1 to 1158 code for a protein of 385 amino acids. Gene Ontology annotation, molecular function: sialate O-acetylesterase activity. Lineage: Eukaryota; Metazoa; Mollusca; Gastropoda; Lepetellida; Haliotidae. The transcript is spliced from 6 exons. Gene Ontology annotation, biological process: carbohydrate metabolic process. The record is from RefSeq and is a predicted model, not a curated record.